This is a messenger RNA of Epinephelus fuscoguttatus (brown-marbled grouper), 7162 nucleotides long. Its product is annotated as zinc finger protein 420. Lineage: Eukaryota; Metazoa; Chordata; Actinopteri; Perciformes; Serranidae. The record is from RefSeq and is a predicted model, not a curated record. The transcript has 2 exons. Gene Ontology annotation, cellular component: nucleus. Bases 255 to 4727 code for a protein of 1490 amino acids. Gene Ontology annotation, biological process: regulation of transcription by RNA polymerase II. Gene Ontology annotation, molecular function: RNA polymerase II transcription regulatory region sequence-specific DNA binding; DNA-binding transcription factor activity, RNA polymerase II-specific.
CAGCCACACACAACUAGCUGUGCUGCUCAUCACGUUCACAUCACCAUAGGCUGUAUCAUCACCUGCUAAAAACAUAACAAGAUGCAGCCUCUUAAUGUGGUGACAGACUAGAUUAGCAUACACUUUUUUUUACUUUCUCACCUCGGUUCUUUGUUGAGUGACCGCUGAUAAGAAAAAACAAAUUAAAAAACAACUGUGGCGCUGUAAAGCUAACCAGCAUUAGCUAGAGGAAGCUAGCAAACAGACACGCCAAGAUGGACGAAGCUGCUGCUGCCGCUGCGAUCAAUGAGGACGGAGCUGCUAACAACCCCCGCAAUGGAGACACAGUGUCUGAAAACAACGUCGGUUCGUCGGCUGAGGACACCGCCCAGGACACCGCUGAUGGGGUUUUCUGCUGUCGGGAUUGCGGGGAAGCCUUCAGAGAGGAGGCAGCCUACUUGGAGCAUCGCCAUCAGCACUCUCAAGAAAACGUGUAUUUAGACGACCAGUUGGAUGAUUUACAUGAUGCAGAAAAGGACAAUGAAACAGCUAAUUUCUGUACUUUAUGUUCACUCUCAUUUGUUGAAACAAGUGAAUUCCACUUGCAUAUGGAGAAGAGCCAUGGUCGAACCUCUCAAAAGGAGUCUGGUAUUCAAAUAAAUUCUGGGAUAACAAAGCACCACACCUAUGAAUGUCCAGACUGUGGGAAAUGUUACGGUGUGAUCGGACACUUUCUCAACCAUCAGCGGUCACACAGACAAGCCUCGAAAUCUGUUUUUCAUGACCUUGAACAUUUGAAAAAAAAGUCGUUUCAGUGCGAGUCUUGUGGGCGGAAUUAUUCUCGCGCUUCAGCUCUGGAUGCGCACCGUCGCUGUCAUGAGGAGAAGUUAGUAAAGUCACGAAACAGGAGUUCGGGAGAUGCAUGUCCCACUGAGGAGUCAAUAGUUGAAGCCAAGCCUGUUGAAAACCAGGCGAAUGACACUCCUGAAAAAACUUUUAAGUGUUCAUGUGGGAAAGCUUUUACUGCUCUGAUGCGCCUUAAAACACAUCAAAGAUUUAGCCGCAACAGCCAGUGCUCUCCAGAGGAAAAGCAAGAAAAACCAAAGAAAGGCCUCAACGAGUUUUACUGUAGUGAGUGUAAGAAGGCUUUCAGCGGCCAUAUCGCCCUCUUUAACCAUCAGCGAUGGCAUGAGAAUCACUCACAUGAUUCUGCGAAAAGAUACCCAUGUGAGGAAUGUGGGAAAGUAUUUAUGACUCUAACGUUCUACUACAGACAUCAGCGCAUGGCACACAGUGAAGAGACCCCGGCAAAGUCAUUUCUUCAUCAGGUGUGUCAGCUGCAGAAGAAGGCAUUUGAAUGUAAAGAUUGUGGGCUAAAGUUUUCCAGGGCCUCAGCACUUCACUCCCAUCAGCUUCAUCACACGGAUGUUUUCAGAGAAACGGAGAAGGAGGCUCAGACGGGCACCUCUCUGCUACCUCAACAGAAAACUCUGGAAAGCGAAACAAAAGACACUGAGCAGGAAGAAGUGAAAUCGGAGAACGUGCUUCCCACCAGUAUAACUGAAGAAGACUCACAUGCAAAUGAGACUGAUGAAGAGUUGGAGAGUUAUGAACCUGGGGACUUUAAUGUACAGGUGAUCAGUGCGAGUGAAUCUGAGGACGAGCCCGUCCAAGACCUCAAUCCUGAUCUCGAGCUGCUGUGUGAAUCAGAUCAGGAAGUAAGAGAUGACGGCAGCGCUGGAGUUUCCUCUGGUAUCCCUGUUUCAAAACCAGGGCUGGAUUUGAAAAUUGUACAAAUUGACUUUGGGGAAGCUGACGAGCCGUGUGCGCUGGUAGCGAGGGAAGCCGAGAGUAAAACAACAGGAGAAAGAUUUGAUUGUCCAGAGUGUUACCGUUGGUUUUCUAGUGCUUCAUCACUGCGUGUUCACAGAAUGUGGCAUGGCGUUCGUAAGAGGAAACAGCAGACUCAAGGUCAGUCAGUGGCAGCUCACACAUGUGACACAUCUGGACACGAAACCAGUAGCUAUGCAGCACACUGCAGUGACAUACAACAACACAAGAAUCAAAACACUAGCAAUGAUGAUGAUGAGGCAGAGGGACUGGAGAAGAAAAAUUUGACAUGUAAUGAGUGUGGUAAAUGCUUCUCACGUUUAUCUGCUUUAGUCUCCCAUCAGCUGCAUCAUCCCAAAAGAAAACAGUUUCAAUGCCCACAUUGCAUGAUGUCUUAUUCGUAUGCAGCCAGCCUGUUUAAUCAUAUGAAAAACUGCUCCACACAGAAAAAGGAGAAUAUUUCAGCCACUAAGAAAGAAUACAAUCCAAAGAAAACCCUCCUAGGCCCAAAGAUUUAUCAUUGCGAACAGUGCGGGAAAGGUUUUUGGUCUCUAGGAGCUUACUCCCACCACAAGCAAAGUCAGACUCAGUGUGUAGAUUUGAGGCUAAGAAAAGGGGUCACAGAGUCUUUGCACUCUGUUAAUGGACACCCGCGCUUCAAGGUUGCAUGUCCAGUGUGUGGUAGAAAGUUUCGUCACAAAGGCAUUAUGGCACUGCACAUGCGAAAACACGAAAACGGGAAUCACAAGUGUGAACUCUGCAACAGAUCAUUCCGUCUCUUCUCCAGCCUCCUCAGACACCAGGUUGUGCAUAAUGACCAGUUACUCCCACCACCCAUUAAGUCUUUUCAGCAUCAGGUGGAGCAGCUGAAAAAGAACACCUACAGCUGUCCUGACUGUGGGAAGCUGUUUUCACGGGCAAAAGCACUUCAGUUUCACAUGAAAAGCCAUGGGUACGAGACUGGGCACUCGCCAUCAUCGCCAAGAUCUGCUGUCACGCUUGAGGAUCUGCAGUGCGCAACGUGCCUCGCACAUUUCAGCAACAAGGCCUCUUUGAGGGCUCAUCAGAAACUUUGCAUUAAAAGAGAACCCUCAGAAAAUAAUGAUUCCCUGACAAGGCACAAAGAUAGUGUGGAUGUCAGCAGACAGAAAAGCUCUGAGCAAAUAACAGUACAUACUGAAGUAAAGAGUGAAAUAGACAGUGGGAAGCUAAAGAUGGAAAUUCAAACAGACGAAGGCAACUUAGAAAACCCAGGCACAACCAAUUUGAAAUACAAAUGCAAAAAGUGUGACAGAAGCUUUUCAGUAGUCGGAGCUUUAAAUUUUCAUAAAAGAAUUCAUGCUGAAGGUUACAAAUCUAUAGAAAAAGCUAACUUGGGCAUGCCCAUAAUGCUUAAGAAACCUAAGCAGGAAGAGCCGAGUAAAGGACUAUUUCACUGUUCAGACUGUGGGAGGAGAUUCAUGUCCAACUCUGCCCUCGGCUCCCACAAAAGAUGGCACAAAGAAAAGAAAUUUUCACGAUCCUUGCUUAAAGAUGAUGAUUUGAAAUCCGUUAGCCACAAGACAGAGGACGGACCUUUUCAGUGCCACAAAUGUGGCAAACAGUUUUUUAACCAUCUUGUUCUCCAGCGCCACCAGACGUUUAAUCCUCAGUGUCAAACCAAAACUGAGCCUGAGCCUGGUUCUGGCAAGAGUGUCGAGAGCAACAGCACACUGGAAAAUUCAGAGUUUUCGUGUCCAGAAUGUCACAAAACAUUUGAGCAAGGCUCAAUUCUGGCUGCCCACUAUGAAAAUGAACACAGUAACACUUUGACAGCUGGAGAUCAUCAAGGAGACGGGCUCGGCGUGGUUGAACAAGUCCCCGAACACGUUAAAGUCAACUUGAAUGGGAGUAAGCCCGUGUCAUCAACACUGAUGCCAAAAGCUCACCAGUGUCCUUUCUGCUCUUUGGUCUUUGCUAAAGCAAGGGGUCUGCGUGCCCACAAAUGGCAGGCCCACUCAAAGAGGACAAAAGGUAAAAAGCCGGAUAUUUUGAGAAUGAAACCGGUGCCCAUUGCCCCAAAGAGUGAAGUCAAACAGAUGCACGACAUCAGUACAGUGGCGGUGAAAAAUAGCUCUGUUGCCAGAGGAAAGAAGAAAAUCCCAUCAGACCCCACACCACACGUGAACUCUGUCCUAUGCCUCGACUGUGGGAAGCAGUGCAGUUCUCCCAACACCCUCCUUGACCAUAAGAAGGAGUGCCUGGUGAUCCAAACUCCUGAAACUACGGCAGAGGUUUCCCCACCCCUGAGCCGCCUGUCUGAGCAUACAGCCAAAUGCCUCUUCAAGUGUGAUAAGUGUGGGAAAGCUUUCCAAACAGAGGAACAACUGGGAAGCCAUAAAACCAAGGCAAAAAGCCGACCUUAUUGUUGCGCCCUGUGCUGCCACGGCUUUUGGACUGAGAACCAGCUGCAGCAACACCUCGCCUGGCACGAUGAAGUCCGCUGUCGUCUCCCCAACGAGGUUCGCUACAGGCUCAGCGCUGCUAUGACCUCAAAGCCUUUAAAACCCAACGUCCCCUCUGCUGACGCCACAGGGACGUCCUUUCCAUGCCCAGACAGCAAGUCACAAAGUAGCCAUAAGUGCCAGCAUUGUGGCAAAGCCUUUCUCUCACCAACUGCAUUACAAAAACACGAAACUCAGCACUGUAACAACGACUCAUAUCAUUGCUCUAUCUGCCCCAGGACCUUCAGUGAGAUACAGGACCUUAUCGAUCAUCAUCAGGAAUGUAUCGGUGAUUACAAAAGGCAGAGUGAUGCCCCCGCUGCUGUCUCCUCAGGAGAUACCAAUGGCCUUACUUGCCUCGAAUGUGGAACUACUUUUUGUCAAGAAACUGAUUUGCACCAGCACUACAUUGAACAUGCCCGCAGAGUGUAUUAAGACUAUACAACCUGAAAAGGACUGAAGUGAAGACACUGUAGAUUGUGGAUUUUUGUUUCUUUUGGCGGUUGCCAAACUACUUAAAUAUGUUAAGCUAUAAAUUUGCUUAGGCUAAUUAGAGACAUUCUUUCCCUAUUUGUUUCUGUAUUUUUAGAGAUUCUUCAUAUUUUGAAAAGCAGUUCCUUAUGGGUUUUUUUUCCAAUCUCAGGCUUUCCUUUACACUGGAUUAGUAUGUGUACAAAUGUUUAGGAAUAACCCCUUUUAUAAACUUGUGUUGCAAUGUCUCAAAUGUGUAGUUUUGAGCCACCAUUUGAUUUGCCCCUGUUUUGAGUAGACCUGUAAUCAGUUGAACGUCAUGAGCCAAUUACUGGCUGGAGUGUGGUAGUUCAUAACUAGAUAUAUUAAAAAAAAAAAAAAAAAAAAAAAGAAGAAGAAUUAGAAACAUUUAUGCAUGUAAAUGUUUUUCCUCAUUCUUUUAAAAUCAUCUCAAAAUUGAAAAGUGGAGCUAAGACACUACCUUUUUCCGAGUCUAUGAGAACAUUGAAAUAUUUCUGCUAACAUACUAAUUUUGCUUGUGUCCUUUUAAAUAGGUUACGCAGAGUUAAAUGAAGUUCAACAAUGUACAUUGUGUGAAUUGGUUAAAAAAAGUCCUGAUGUUGAACACUGCAGCCAUUUACUACCAUAAAUCAAAUUUACCAGUCAAAGAAUUGUUUGUUACCUACAACAUGUUUUGCAUUAAUCGAUGUGAAAGCUCCCAUGUUCUUUCCUUUUCAGUGUUAUAUUUCUAUGUUGUGGAGAGACUAUUCAGUACUUAAACUAAAAUGCGAUUAUGUUCUUGUAGAAUAGUUGUUAGUUUACUGUACCACUUAUGUAGUGGAGAAAAAAAGUAUUUGUAUUGUAUAAGAGAUGUUACUUUGUUAUAUUAAUUUAAAGACUUUCUUUUCCUUAUUUGACCAACAUACCCUUUGACUACUUGUUUAACUUGCUGUUUCUGAACAAAGAAGAAAAAGUGCUCUAAAAAGUUAAAAAUAAAUAGAUUUUUUUUUUUUGCGUGAAUUACUGGGUUGUGUGAUUCAUUCAGCCUUAGAUAAGUCAUGCAUUUUUGUGGGAUCAGCUGUCUGGUUUGUUAUAUUUCUUUUUUGUGAUUGAUACUCAUCUUGUGAUGAAUUAGCACUGGCCAUGUAUUGGGUUGUUAUCAGAAACAUUUUUUAAAAAUCAUGCGAAGACCAAAGUUAGAAGGAAAAGUAAUGAUUUCAAAAACACCGCAUUAUGGAUACGGAGCCUGGAGUGUGCCAUCUGAAUAGUUAGACUUUUGUAGUGUUAACAGCAAUAUUGUAGUCAAGAGCACCUCAGCUGAGAUCAAGUCAUGACCAAGAUGAGUGUAACAAGACCGACACAAGACUCUUGACCAAGGCAAGGCAUGUCCCGCACUGCAAGAUGGACUUACAAUAAAAUGUGGAACAUGCAAACUACAGGCACUUCUGACAGCUGCUUCUUGUAUCUCUCACGUGACAGUACCAGUAAAGGGAGAAGGGAGGGGUGACAGCCCUUAAUAGUAACAAGGGUUUAAAAUCAGAAAUGAUUCGUUAUUGGUUGCAUAUGAAACAGGAAGUUUUACAUCCAAAUACCGUAAUGAUGCUAAUAAAUACAUCACACAAUGCACAGGUAAUUCAGUGAUAUCCUUGCAGUUGUGGCCCUCACCGGUCCUGUAAUAAAAUCCUGAGUCCUCGACCAAUCUCAAGUACUACAACAUUGGUUUACUAAUGGCAUUAUAAAAAGGUUUUAAAAAAGAAAAAAAUAUUGCAUUUGCCAGGUAAUGAUUUUGUUCAUUUUUUUCUGUCUGGAAAUUAUCAAUAAAUAAUUAAAAUUUAAAAUGGAAUAUAAAAAAUAAUUCUAAAAAGACUUACUAAUUAAUAUUUUGACCCUGAAUCAUCAUACAUCUGUUUCCUACUUAAAUAUUUAAAAUGUCGAUUUUAUGAUUGCUUUAAUUGGUAGACAUAUUCUCAUAAAGAUACUUAAGCAAUUAUCCACUAACAAAUAAGUCAGAGCAAUUGUGGUGUAAGACUGUAAGACUUUGAGUGGCACAUUGCAGGUUCUGUAGAUAGGUCACAGAUAAUCUACUUGCUUUACAGGCAUAUUUUGUUUUAAUGCACAAACUCUGAGAUUUUAAUGAUUUUAUGAAGCGUUAAACCUGACUCAACACUUUUAAUUGCACCCCUCAUCUGUGAACGAAGAGAAGAGCCACAACUCAGUCUUGUAAGUUUUACCUGCUAUAAUUAAAAAGCUUUGCCAUUGAGAGCAGGCUUUUUAGCAGGCGGCUACAUUUCAGCUGAGCCAUCACAGAAAAAUUAGUUUAUUAAUAAAAUCACAAGAUCUCUAUUGGUUUAUUUAAUAUACUAUAUAAUAAAUUGAAGUUCAACUGAAGUAUGUAAAAU